GUUAGAUGCACAAGGCAACCGGUGGAUACGUUUAGUCCGGGGCUAGUUCAAGGCUCCUGAGCCUGGCAAUCUUUCUCGCCUUCACCGAGGGGACGGGCCCCCUCACUUUCCGACGACGCAGGGAUGGCGCUUCUUUCGGUUCUUGGUCCUGCUCACGACGGUGGUUUCUUCUCCCAACAGUGGACGUGGCCAAGAGGAGGGGGCAAGCCCAAGGCGGCUGCCUGCGCGGUGUGUGGUUGCAAGAAGAACAUGUAACACUACAAGUGGCGCAAGGCCUGCUACUCGCCGCUGGCAAGGGGGGAAAUCGCCGAACCCAAGCCGCCUGGCGGCGUGUGGGCCUCUUCGCCUUCCGCCAUGGUCGACCAAUCCCCUUUUCCCACGCGCUUUUCGGCUACGGUAAAGGAAAAGGGAAGAGGGAGUACGGCAAAGGGCUGGCCCAAGGAAGCCACAAUGGGACUGGCAAAAGCGGUGCUGGCGGUCCUGGGCAGCCUGCUCCUCCUGGGCCUGUCUCGCAGUCUCUCACGUCCGUGGAGGCGGCUCAGAUGGCCACGCUCAGAACGAAGGAGGGCAGGCCCGCCGCGGAGAUCACUCGAUACAAGCAGCUGGCCCACUCCUUGGCGAAGGCCGAGUUUCAGGCGGUGCCCAAAGCUGUGCAAGUGGAGGACCAGCUGGCCCAGGUGCAGCGGGCACGCAUCCACCACGCCAGCAAGCUCCAGGCGGCCAUCACCAAGGUGGCCUCGCUGGAGAAGCAGUUCGAAGAGCAGCGGUCUGUGGUCAGUGCGAUCAACUCCGAGCUGGACGAGCAUGAUAAGAAGUAUGAGGAUGUGGCCGCCAAGUUUGUCAACGUGGCCAAGCGGGGAGGCCCCAGAGAAUCGGUUGCGCCGUCCAUUUCUUUGGACGCGCUCCUGGCAGGCUCGGUGGACGCUUUCGACAUCGAUUUCGGGAGCACCUUCGAUGUGGACGGUUCCACGCUGCUGGUGGAGCAGGAUGACAUCAACGAGCUCAACGCCAGGCGGGCUCGCUUCGUCGCCGUGCUCCAAUCCAAGGCCAGGAAGCUUUUCCAGUCCGCAGCCGACACCGUCAAGAACGCCAAGGAGGCCCACCGCGCACUGGUCACGCGCUUGUCGGACAAGAAGCGCAAGACCAACGACGCCAGGCCUCUGCUGGCGCUGCUGACGCCGCUGUUGCUGGUGGGCCGCCUUCAUCGGGGAGCGCUAGAGCAUCGAGGUCCUCUGAGGGAACUGGGGGGAACCCCGGGCCCGCGGCUCCAGUUGCCGACUCGGCAGCAGGGGGGGCUUUGCUCGCCGGUGUGCGGGCGGACGCCGCUCGCAUUGCCAAGGAGGCCGCUGUGGCCGCGAAGCAGCUUCCAGUCCCCCCUGCCGAUGGCAUUUGAUUGGUCGUCGUGGGGAGUGCCGUGUGACUCGUGGUCACUCGGCAGGAAGGGUUUUUUUCGUUUUUCUGUUUCGGAAUCCCGUCACCACUUUAAGUCUCCCCAGGCGGGCGGGGGGCUGUCGCGCUAGCGCUGCUCAGCUGACCUCAGCCAGAGGACCCGCAAGUUACCCAGGCCCCCAACGGAGGGAGCGCCCCCUUCCGACUCAGCCAAUUUCCUUUCAUUGCCUCCUUGCCCUGCAUGCACGUUCCAGUUAGUGGUUGAAACGAUCAGUUGUACGGCGCGGUCUUCCGUGGAGCCCUGGGCCACUACCUCGACUUCGCACGUUCUCUUG
Prorocentrum cordatum is the source of this 1724-nucleotide messenger RNA. NCBI's taxonomy places the organism in Eukaryota, Dinophyceae, Prorocentrales, Prorocentraceae. The record is from the annotation of a GenBank genome assembly.